Leptomonas pyrrhocoris is the source of this 1674-nucleotide messenger RNA. RefSeq lists its product as hypothetical. Gene Ontology annotation, biological process: tRNA processing. The coding region runs from base 139 to 1674 and encodes 511 amino acids. Lineage: Eukaryota; Euglenozoa; Kinetoplastea; Trypanosomatida; Trypanosomatidae. The record is from RefSeq and is a predicted model, not a curated record. Gene Ontology annotation, molecular function: flavin adenine dinucleotide binding; tRNA dihydrouridine synthase activity. The transcript has a single exon.
GCUGACGACGACUCCUUUGAAUUGCUGCGGAGACGCUGCAGGAUUGACGGAUUCCAGGACCGUUGGCAUGUUUUCGUCGCCUUCUGAGCGAGGAACACACACGCCCACACCUAUAAGAGUGGAAAUCGCUGCUACACGAUGGACGAGGGAGAUUGGGGAGCGCUGGAAAAGGCAUGGGCCGCUAAGUUUAAACCCGUUCCGCGCCAAACACCGCUGCCAGUACUCAUAGCGGAGGCUGAUAAGGCCGUCGCAGAUGUCAUCGCGUCUCUCACGAAAGAAUACGUAGGCGUCGUUGGCACCACCGCAUCACAUUCGGCCAAUUCAAAUCCUCUUGGUGCGUUCAACGACGCAGCAUCUUCGGCGUCGGCGCUGUCGUCCUCCCUUGCACGUCAAUCCGCUCCCGAAACUGGAACGCACGGUGCUGAAGAGGAUGCGUCGCAGACGUCGAUGAUCGAUCGGAGUGGCGACGACGGCGUAGCCGACUGGCCAAAGCUCUACGGCUCUCUCUGUCUCAUUCAAGCGCCGAUGGUGCGCUGCAGCCGUCCAGCCUUUCGGCAAGUCUGCCGACGCUGGGGCACACGCAUCAGCUACACGCAUAUGCUCAUCGCCGAGAGCUUCGUCAAGUCGUCGCACGCGCGCCACGCGGAGUUCGCGUUGUACGACGGCGAAGACCGCCUUGUUGUGCAGCUCGCCGCCAAGAGCGGUCCCGUGGCGGCACAGGCGGCAGGCAUUGUGCGGCCCUUCUGUGAUGCCGUCGAUUUGAACUGCGGGUGUCCGCAACGGUGGGCCAUGAAGGAGGGCAUUGGAGCGGCGUUGCUGGAGAAGCCGGAAUUGGUGGCGGACAUGGUACGCGCCAUCCGCAACGCCACCCCGGAAGGCAACGGCGACACUCCGGCGCUGCCGUGUGUGGUGAAGAUUCGCGUCCAGGAGGAUCUUCGCCGCAGCGUCGACUUCGCGCGACAGUGCGAGGCGGCUGGGGCGGCGUGGGUGACGGUGCACGGGCGCACCCCACACUGCCACCCAAGUGCGGCGGUGCAGUUCGACGCUGUCCGGCACAUUCGCGAGUCGUUGUCGAUUCCCGUGGUGUUGAACGGAGGGGUGACGGACGUGAGUAGUGCGUUGGAGGCGGCGCUGCGUACGGGCUGUGGGGGCAUCAUGUCCGCCAAUGGGCUGCUUGACAACCCCGCUGCGUUUUAUCGCGCCCCCUCUGCCGCUGCGAUGGAGCAGGAGGUGACGUUUGGGGCAUCCUGUGUGCGGUGGGAGGAACCAACGGAGAGGGAGCAAGAACGGUGCACCUCGAUGACGGAGAACGCUUCUUCCCCAUUUACUCCCAUUCGGCCGGUGUCGUUCAUCUGGGCACCCCGUCACGCAGUACUCAGUGGAGGUGUCGCCCCUCCUCCUCCUCCCUCGCCGACGGUGUUCCGUUACACCGUCCCCGCCAUGUGGGAGGCAGUGAUAACGCCGCGCGAAGUCAUCUCCGACUUUGUGCGUUGUGCGAUUCGGACGGACUUGGCGGUGCCCACCACCGUGCAGCACGUCCUCCGCAUGGCUCGCGUGUACGUCUCCCCUGCGGAGCGGAACCACCUGGCGUUGCUGCGGUCGAACCUGUCUGUGCUGAGCUGUUUGCAGGAGAUCGGCGUCUACGUGAAGGAGGGUCACAUUGGUUGUGAAUGA